Carya illinoinensis is the source of this 1868-nucleotide messenger RNA. RefSeq lists its product as uncharacterized. The transcript is spliced from 2 exons. Bases 513 to 1607 code for a protein of 364 amino acids. NCBI's taxonomy places the organism in Eukaryota, Viridiplantae, Streptophyta, Magnoliopsida, Fagales, Juglandaceae. The record is from RefSeq and is a predicted model, not a curated record.
CUGCGACUGUGGCUUCAGGUUGCAGGAAUUAGAAGGGUUCUGGUUUGCAUGAGAACCAGGUCCUAAAACGAGGAGUCGUUUCUCGUAGCAAGUGAAAUCACCUGAUUAGCCUUGAGCAAUAUGUGUGGGCAAGGAUGGUCGUCUAUGUUCAUCAAGGGCAACUAAGGUAACGUCAUCAGUACUUAUUACCCAAAGUUUUCUCUUAUAAAUGGGCUUCUUGGUUUUGGAGAAUUGUAGAGAUGGUGUGGAUUUGUUAGUCUGAGUUGAGUUGAUCAGGAGAAGAGAUCACAGCUCGUGCUUCUCAUGAACGAGUAAGAAAUCUGUCUGGUGCUGCCAAUGUCACCAACUCCUAAUUCCCGAUGAUCAUCUCAGUUUUCAGGUUGAAUAUUAUUAGUGUGUUGGUAUGAGAAUUUAGAAGGCUUCUAAUUCCAAGCUUCACCCUAUAUACAGUGAUCUCUGGUAACUAGCCGGGGAGAAAAGGCUAGGGUUUAAGGUUAUAUAUAUAUAUAUAUAUGUAUGUAUGUAUGUAUGUAUGUAAAGAUAGAAUGGAUUAUUUGGGUGAUCAAGGCUUAAUCAGCAAGGCUAAGUCCAUACUUUCGUCCCUCUGUGGAAUUUUGCUAUGGGUAUCAAAGUUACAGCCAUCUCCCGUACACUCCCCAAAAGAUUUUCCAACCCAUAAUUGUGAUCUCCAACUGGGUUUCAAAACCCUAAUUUACCUGGAAGCAAGGAGCCCUCGAGAUCCAACUCAUUUUCUUCACAUUGUUCAUUCCUACAUGAUAUCGUCGGCGUCAUCAUAUUCAUCAGAAUUACCGUCUAUUUCGCCAUCGUUGCUCCGGUCGACCUCGAGUAAUAGUUCUUCAUCUUUGUCUUCGAUAAUGUUGGACGAUUUGAUUGGAACAGAGAGUGGAGUUUACCUGAGCUCUAAUGAAGAUGAAAUUAAAGGAUUGAAGAAAUCGAAUGGCCGUCAACAUGAUCAUAAGCCGAAUCAACGGUACCGUGCUGCAGGGACAAGAUCAAAUCAUUACCCGCCUCCAAUACCUCUGCUUGCACAGACAGGUAAUUUGCCCGGUCGGAUGCCUUGGGUGUUAACCAGACAUUAUGGAGAUGGAAAGCUCAUCAUUGAAGUUGAGAGAGUGAAGCAUCAUGAGUACUUGGAAGCACACAGGGAAAAUGGCCGGCUUAUCUUAAAUCUCGUACCACUCGACGAAGUCGAAAGCGAGGAGGAGAUGAUCAACCACGAUGAUGAGGAGCUAGAACCGGAAGAUCUCCAUGAUCAUUUUGAAGACAAAGAGACAGAUCACGGAAAGUCGAUGCAUGAUGAUCAGGAAGUCGAAAUCCAAUAUCAAGAACCUGGAGUUGGUUACGACGGCAGUUAUCCGCAUGUGGAUGAUGAUAAUGAGAUCGUCGCAGAGGAGGAUUUGAUGAUCACUUCAUUAGCUUCUACCAUUCCUGUCAAAAUAUGGUUGGAGAAUGGGAUCAUGAUCAGUAGCAGUACUACUACUACAGAAAGAAGCGAAAAUCUGCGCAAGUGCUUCACCAAUAAUGCGGAUGUUUUCAUUAAUCCAAACGCAAUGCUAAUAUCCACGAAUGCUUUCGCGCAUGCUUAGCCGGCGGCCGGCCAUCAGCUCAUCGGCCUGAUCAUCACCCAAUGUCUAACAAGAUGAUCACUGUGGUAAGUGUAUUUAUUAUAUAUAUAUACAACCAUUUUUAUAAUAAUUAUGUUUUAAAUUGAGAAUAUUUCCAUAAAAUAAUAUUAUUUUUAUAGUUAUUUUAUAAAAAUGUCCCUCAAUUAAAAUAAGAUUAUGUAAAGAAUUGUGAAUAUAUAAGCUGAUUGUAUGUGUAUCAUUUUUGUAUAUAUAUAUAUAUAU